Molecule: messenger RNA, 1560 nt
Organism: Alternaria arborescens
Lineage: Eukaryota; Fungi; Ascomycota; Dothideomycetes; Pleosporales; Pleosporaceae
Exons: 2
Coding region: 1-1560 (519 amino acids)
Molecular function (GO): nucleic acid binding
Source: RefSeq, a predicted model, not a curated record
AUGUACUCGUCGACAACUGUUACCAAGACCGUUAACGAAAACACUGGAAGAUGGGAUCUCAAAGAGACCCAAUUCUUCAGAGGCAAUGCCAAAUCCCUGGAAUGGCUCUUGAUCACUGGACAAGGUGUCGACCGAAAUGGUGAGUCAGUGAGGGCGUUGACCCGUAACUUCGAUCGAAAAGUGAGAGAGACUGGUGUUUCACGAACCUCUGAAAGGGCCGAUGAGGUACUAUCUUUAUCAGAUGACACCGAAUCCACCCUAAAAAUGAUGCUCGAAAGUCACCUGGGAAAAAAUCGAGAAGAUGUACCCGACAUCGUGGUAUUAUUCCUGAAGACGAAGGAUCAGCAUCUUUAUUCCAGCUUCAAGUUUCUUACAGAUACUUUCUUUAUCUUGCAGUCGAUCUGCGUCACUGAAGAUAAGAUGAGACCAAAGAAUCUCAAUUGGAGCAACGACUCUGCCCCCGGACAAUACAUGGCCAAUGUUGCUAUGAAAGCGAAUCUGAAGAUGGCUGGAAUCAAUCACUCAGCGCAAGGCGUGGAAGAGCAGCUGAAAAACACCAUUGUAAUUGGUGCAGACGUCACUCAUCCAGGAAGCGGAGCGUUACAGGGUACGCCUUCGAUCGCGGCUAUUGUCAGCUCUCUGGAGGCCAAUGGCGGAAGGUUUCGCGGCAACAUGCGGUUGCAAAGUGCGAAACAAGAGAUCAUCCCUUGUCUCGGGGACAUGCUGAUUGAAGGGUUAUCAGAGUGGUGUCAACUCCACCGGCGCUUCCCCGAGAAUGUCCUCUAUUAUAGAGACGGUGUGAGCGAUGCUCAGUACGACGAAGUUAUCACCAAAGAGCUCUCAACUACCAAGAAUGCGUUCAUCGGAGUAGCCAAACAGUUCAAGAAGCAUGUUCCCGAAUUCAAGACAACUGCGGUCAUCGUCACCAAGCGGCACAAUACUCGUUUCUUCCCCCGUCAAAAAGAUGACGAGAUGCGUGGAAACGGCAACUGUAAACCUGGACUUCUUGUGGAAAGCCCCAUAACGUCACCAUACUACACAGACUUCUAUCUUCAAUCCCACAAGGCCAUCAAGGGGACUGCGCGAUCGUCCCACUACUUCGUUUUACAUAAUGAAAUGGGCAUCGAGAUAUCUCAUCUGGAGGACCUUACCCACAACCUAUGCCAUACAUACGUCCGGGCUACCACAGGCGUGUCUUACGCAUCUCCUGCUUAUUAUGCGGAUAGACUUGUGGAGCGGGGUCGCUGCUACUUGCGCGAAUGGUUCAACCCCAGCAACACUAAACGCAACGCCUACGAGACCUAUCGCCAGCAGGUCGAAGCUGAUGUAGAAGCUCGACGCAAUCGUCCUCAGCGCACUGGAAACCACAAGAAGACGCCAGCAGAGAUACAAGAAGACAAGGCCGAUGGGGAACAGGUUUUGCAGCAAAUGAGAGACUACAUCUGGCCAGUCGUUGAAACUAGAUGGAACACGCCCAUCCAUAACCUCGCUAAUUCAGGCUUCAGACCGAACUCCAAGGCUAAGUAUGACCAUCUCAAGGGGACUAUGUACUGGAUGUAG